GACAGACCUAAAUUUUAGAUUGCUCUACUAUUUGGUAACUUUAAUUAUUCUUUAUGUGAUAAUUUUAUGGUUACCAAAUCCUGAUCUUGUACAAAGGCCAGAAAGUUCUCUGGCUUCUGCUGCUGUUUGCUGGUGCUGAGCAUUUUGUAUCACACAAAGCAGCACAUGGAAAGAUGGCAGAAGGUUGCUUUGCAAGAAAACUGUCUUCUUUUUAGUGGGAAGAUACACUGAAGACAUUUGCUCCAUGCCAUACCAAAUGAGUAUUUCCUUCCGCUUCUUCCACCUGUAAUCUGAAGUGCAUUUAUUAGUUCAGGAUUCACUAAGUACACAAGGAAAGAUGCCAGAAUCCUUUAAACAUGUAAGGAUGUUGGGUCACUUGACACAACCAGUUAAACCAGUAACAUCCCAUAGUGGUUACAGCUGGCGGAGUCUGAUGAUCAGAAAGGGCGACAAGCUGAUCUGUGUAAGAGCUUCCCAACAAUGAGCACAACUCUUAACAACGUUCUAGCUUCUCUGCAGAAAAGUGGAACGUUUAUCAAUUCUUUAAUUGCUGCUUUGACUAUUGGUGGGCAACAACUGUUCUCCUCUUUCACAUUCAGAUGUCCCUGUCAGGUUGGGAAAAAUUUCUAUUAUGGUUCUGCUUUUCUAGUCAUUCCUGCUGUGAUUCUUCUGCUUGCUGGCUAUGCUCUAAGAAGCCAGAUGUGGAUAAUUACCAGUGAAUACUGCUGCAGCUGUGCACCUCCACGCCGGAGAAUCAGCCUCCUGGAACGCAAGCUGGCUUGCCUCAGGUUCUUCAGCAUCACGGGGAGAGCACUUGUUGCACCAUUAACGUGGCUGGCAGUGACCCUGCUGACAGGCACUUACUAUGAGUGUGCAGCAAGUGAAUUCGCAUCUGUUGACCAUUACCCAGUGUUUGAGAAUGUCAGUGCCAGCAAACGGGAAGAGAUCCUAGCUGGGUUUCCAUGUUGCAAAUCAGCUCCAUCUGACAUGAUGCUGGUAAGAGAUGAAGUAGCACUUCUGCACAGAUACCAGUCACAAAUGCUGGGCUGGAUUUUGAUCACCUUGGCAACCACCGCUGCCCUUGUCUCCUCCUGUUUGGCCAGGUGCUGCUCUCCCCUCACCUCUCUGCAGCAUUGCUACUGGACCAACCACCUCCACAAUGAGAGAGAGCUCUUUGAACAAGCUGCAGAACAGCAUUCACGGCUCCUCAUCAUGCAGCGCAUAAAAAAACUAUUUGGUUUCAUUCCUGGAAAUGAAGAUAUCAAACACAUCCGUAUCCCUUCAUGCCAGGAUUGGAGAGAUAUUUCAGCACCCAGUCUUCUCUGCAUGGGUGAUAACUUGCAAGGUCACUAUAGCUUCCUUGGGGACAGGGUGGAUGAGGAUAAUGAGGAAAGCAAAUCAGGAGGUAUUGAAUUAAAACCCUGAUUAUAGCACUUUCACAAUUCAGGUAGCUAAGCAGAUACUUUAUUUUUAUGAUGAUGGAGUAUCAAUGUAAUCUCUUCAUCUUUUUCUCUCUCUUCUGAUAUUUGUUUACCUAAGUUCAUCUGAAAUGCUGUUUUCAAAAUCAGUUUAUCUGAUAAUUGUGCCAAUCUCUCUUUUUGAAGUUUUACUGAUGGUUUGAUAAUGGCAAUAUUAGCCUAAUUAAAGUAAUACAUAAUUUUCAGUCAUAUCAAGAUCUAAAUCUUGGUUUGGUUACUUAGUAACUGUGUGAAAAUUAAUAUUUUUGAGUGCCAUUUUGUUAUCUGUACUUGGUAUUUACCUCAUAGAGAUGUUGUGAGGACAAAGUGUGAUAAUAUAAGCAAAGUGCUCAGCAGAGCACCUUUCAUAAAAUACGUGCUAAUAAGCGUUACUUUUUCCCUUCCUUAGUGUCUUCUAUCACUAUUUUUCCUGUUUCUAAUUUCUGGUUUUCUUUAUUUCUACCUCUAUAUUAUCCCAGAAUUUUUGCUGCUUCCUCCUCUUUCUUCAAGUUUAAAUAUCUGACCUUUUGGGGAACCAGGAUAAAGAACCUUUUCUAAACUGGUCACAUGUAAGGGAGAAACACAUCUGUGAAAGUCUUAAGUCAUCCUGCCAUAACCAGGGGAAUAUGAUGCAUUAUUGUAUUAUCAUUAGUAUCAUAAAUGUUAUUUUAGCACUUCCAUACUAGGAGCAUUUUUAUAGCUAUGACAUAUAAAGUUUAUUCUAGAGAGCUUUCCCUGUGUGGUCCACUACAGAGACACCCCCUGUGACUUUUUAUUAUCAAAAUGCAACUUUGCACUCAAAUUUCAUUUGGGAAAGCAAGGCUUCAUGGAAGAAAUAGUCUAUUUUAUGUGAAAUACGGGUUCCUUAGCAUAAUAGAAACAAAUAGAAAAUGAAUUUUAAGGAAACAAAUUAUUUUUAAAACCAGUAAGAGAUGCAUAGUGUAAUACUUUGUUAGGACAGGAGGUUUGCCCCUUACUAUUACUUAAUGGACAAGUCAAUUAGUUUCAUCUAUAAAAUAAGGAUAAUGGUACCUUACCUGCUAGAAGGCAAGGAACUGAACCAAAUGUAUUCUUGAGAUUCCCUUCUAAAUCUAAUAAGAUUUUUAUGUUAAUGUUUAUAUGCAUACAUGUCAAUAUGUAUACAAUGUGUAUACAAUGGUUGUAGGCCCAGGUUGUUUCUAUUGGAAGGAAAAUACCACUGAGUUUAAUUCUAAGCUUUCUCUAAAGACAUUUUCUGGCAUUCCUUUUUUUAUUUUUUUUGAGAGGGCAUCUCUCAUAUUUAUUGAUCAAAUGGUUGUUAACAACAAUAAAAUUCUGUAUAGGGGACUCAAUGCACAAUCAUUAAUCAACCCCAAGCCUAACUCUCAACAGUCUCCAAUCUUCUGAAGCAUAACGAACAAGUUCUUACAUGGUGAACAAGUUCUUACAUAGUGAAUAAGUUCUUACAUGGUGAACAGUGCAAGGGCAGUCAUAUCACAGAAACUUUCGGUUUUGAUCACGCAUCAUGAACUAUAAACAAUCAGGUCAAAUAUGAUUAUUCGUUUGAUUUUUAUACUUGAUUUAUAUGUGAAUCCCAUAUUUCUCCCUUAUUUAUUUUUUUUAAAUAAAAUGCUGAAGUGGUUGGUAGAUGCAAGAUAAAGAUAGAAAGCAUAAUUUAGUGCUGUAAGAGGGCAAGUGUAGAUGAUCAGGUCUGUGCCUAUAGACUAAGUAUUAAUCCAAGCUAGACAAGGGCAACAAAACAUCCACGGAUGCAGAAGAUUUACCUCAAAACGGGGGGAGGGGGGUGAGGUUCUAAGCCUCACCUCUGUUGAUCCCCAAUUUUUCACCUGAUGGCCCCCCUGUGACUGUGCCUGUCUUAGGUUGUUCCUCCCUUGAGGAAUUUUACCCGUCUCUGGCUAACCAGCCAUCUUCCGGGGCCAUACAGGUGGCAUUCCAUUUUUAAAAGAAUAUUAAUCUACUGAUCUUUUUCAAGCAGCCAAGGAAAACUAUUCUACCUAACUCUAUUUGCAGUACUGAUAUGACAUUACAGGAGGGAUCUUUAAAAAAGUAGAAGCUGCAGUAGGCAACUAGGGUCCUGGUUUAGCUCUGAUAUAAAUGAGCUGUGUAAAUAUCAAAGGCCAACCUCUUUGUUCUCUAUAGUCUCCUUCAGCCCUAAAAUUCUAUCAUCCUAUUUAUCUAAGAACUUUUGAAAUUCCACUGUAUUGGGACAUACUAGUUAAAUCAGUACUUUAUCCUAUGCUCAAUUAUUUUAUUCAUUUUCAGGGAAUAUACUACAGUAAAUACUUUUCAGUAAGAUUUUUCAAUUAACAGCAAAAUCAAAGAGUAUAUGAAGUUAAAGCAUUAUGUCAUCAGAAAGAUAAUAGUUGUUUAUACACUCUAACACCAGGAAACAUUCUUUCUACUAGAUUCUGGAAGACCUUUCUACAUCAAACAGUUUGAAACUAGGACAUACACAGUUUAUAUCUGAGCCAGUUAAUCAUGACCUUCUACUAUAGCUUUCUAGCAAAAGAUUAUAGUUAUUCUUUGAUUCCUCCACAUGGCUUCAAAGGGCUUUAUAGCAUCUAUGUGAACAUUUAAAAGUUAGUACACUUUCUUGGCCUCAUUGUGUAUUUUCCCUUUCAGGUUAAAUAAGCUUCUAGUCUUUUUUUUGGUCUAGAGUAUUCUUUUGUUCCACAGCCAGUAAGACAAAACUUUUCCAUUAAGAACACUGUACUUCCUCCCCCUUAUGCUUAAUGGAUUUAUGUAAUUUUAAUACAUAUAAUUAAAAUCAAUUAUGUGCUAAUACUACCUUACAUUUAGCUCCCAAAUGCUUUUGGCUACUACAUCAAAUACUGUAGCUUGGCAUAUAUACAGACUUGCUCACUUCUUAGCUUCAUAUUUGUGAGUUCUCCCAUCCCCCACCUCAAGCUAAAUUGCCUUCUCUCCAAGAGACAAAUACAAUCGCAAUGUUCAGAUGUUUUUCCUAGCUUUGUUUAUGUUUUCCAAAGGCAAAUUGAAGAAGCAUACUUAUACUCAUCGUCUUUGUUUCCUUUCUUUUUUCUCAAUCUCCAGUUCUAUUAAAAAAAAUUCUAAUGCACGAUUGUCGUAAGAAACACAAUGUGAUUUUUUUUGCACUCUGUUUGUAGCUCAGAGGUUAAAAUCAUAUUAACUUUAAAACUGAAAUAUCACAGCCAACCAAAGGCCUUCCAAAUGCAAACCAGGUAGCUAUCUACUACCUCAAAAUAUAAGGUGUAGAGAUACAAUUUGGCUUUUAAAUACAUCUACCAAAAUUUAGCCCUGGUCACUAAAGAACAGAUAUUGAUUGGCAGGCUGCCCUCUGAGUAGGCAGCUACACAGACUAGCUCCCUGACUGUGGGGCACAAAUCUAUAAAUGUGACUCCUGGGUCAAAGAGCAAUGGCUGGUAUUUCCAGGGAGGCAAAUUACAUUAUUCCAGAUCUGCGUUAUUAUUCUGUAUUAACUACCAGCUGUGAAUAAAUUUUUCUAAUCUCAGUACGCCAUACUUAAGAAAUUAAUUUAAGUAUUCUUUCCUCUGCUGCCUCCCUGUGGCCCAGACAUGAGUCUGCACCCAUCUUCAAUGAGCAGUAGUGAAAAUAAUAUGCAGUGCUUGGUAUGUGCCAAUCACUCAAAACAAAUUGUCCCAUUUACUCCUUAUAACAAACUGGUAAAAAGAGUCACAUAUUAUAAAAUGACUUACUGAAGUUAUGUUAAAUAACAGAGAAUGUGAAGGAAUUUUGCAUAAAGUCUUAUGCAACGAAAGCUUUCUCAUUGAUGUAAUAAUUUUAUUGGAUAACUGGUGAAUCAUGAGCCAUAAUUGGAAUCCAAUAAAAUAAGCUCCUCCAUUUUACUGAUGAAGUAACUGAGAUACAGAGAAGUCAAGAAAUUUGCCAAAGGUUACAUACCUGUAAGUGUUAGAGCCAGAAUCCAGACUGGGGGUCUGACUUCUUACCCUGCAUUCCAUAGCAUUGUGCUGGAAUACAGCAACUUGAGGCACUUUUUCAAUUUUCUAGGGCUCUCUAAGUGUUAGGAAAAUACUUUUCUGCCUGUCAAUAAAGAACUAAACCACCCUGAGCUCCAACAAUAAGGUGCCAAAUCACAUCUGAGUUCCUGUCUUUCCACUUCCACUGUACCUGCAUAAAUUAGGGCUCUCCUUCAAGGCACUGUGCUUAGAAAAGUGACUUGUCCACUCUCACUGGGGCAUAACUUUGGCCCUGAGCUACCCAACAGCCAAUGGCACUGAUUCUAUUACCACAGACUAACUGCAGACUGCCCAGGAGUCUCUGGCAUUCUCUUGCUUAUGCAGAGAAUGGACGGGACACCAUGAGGACCUGUCAAUUUGUUUUCAGUAGGCUAUAGUUAGUUAUGAAGGGUCAAAAUGAGGGUCAGGAAAACACAGUCUCUCAUCAUUCAUAUAGUUUUGCAUGAGUCAGUCUUUCUGGGACUUUAGUUUUCCCUUGUAAGAGAUGAACUCCUAGAUAAAAGAGGGUGAUAAACAUGAGAAUGAGUGAUUAAAUCACUUUGAGUCAAGGACCUUGUUGAAGAGUCAUUCUAGGGAAAGCUAUUUUGAAGAAAUACUCAGAAAAAUGGCACAGAAAGACAUGCUUACAUACCUCAGAGUUUACAUACUGUGAUAGACUAAAUAAUGGCCCCUCAAAGAUGUUCAUAUCCUAAUCCCUGGAAUUUAUGAAUGUUACUUAAUACUUUAUAUGGCAAAAGAGACAUUGCAGGUGUGGUCAAGGUAAAGAUCAUGAAAUAUUAUCCAGAAUUACCCUAAUUGGCCUGAUAUAGUCACAAGGGGCCAUAUAAGAGGGUAGCAGGAAGAAUAAGUCAGAGAGAAGGCAAAGUGGCAACGGAAGAGGAGUAUCAAGGAGUGUCACAGUGAUGCCUGAGAAACUGGACAUUGCUGGCUUUGAAGUGGAAGGGGGAGUCAUGAGCCAAAGAAGAAUGAAAGCAGUCUCUAAAAGCUGCAAAAGGCAAGGAAUUGGACUCUCCUCUAGAGCUUCAGAAGUAACACAGCCCUGAUGACUUUAAGUCCACUGAGACCUGUGUCUGACCUGUGUCAGAACAGUAAGAAAUAUACUGUUAUUAAUAGUUACAGAACUGUAAGAUAAUGAAUUUGCAUUUUUUAAGCCACCAAGUGUAUAGUAGUUUGUUACAGUGGCAACAGGAAAUUAAUAUACAUACCAACACACACAAUUGAGGAGACUGUGAACCCACAACCUGUCAUGAAUGACAUCCCCUGGAUUCAAACCUCUUCAAGGUAAUUUCUAGCACAAGCAUCCCAUGAUUCUACAUGCACUGAUGCUCUGCCUUGGGCAAAACUGUUAUUCCUGGAAAGUAAGUAAAUGUAUCUAUAACAUACUAUGUUUUAUAAAAUACAAUAUGUUCUAAUGUUUUAAGGUGUUCUAAAGUACAGAAAUAACAGCUGAAUAUACAUUUUGUAUGUAUUUAUACGCACUUGUAUGUAUAUACACUUCACUUCAUAUGUAUUUGUAUUUCAGCCAAAACUACAAUAAGCAUAUUUUUCUUCUCUUAUUGCCAGUUAGUAACAUCAAUAGGUCUAUGUACUAAAGACUAUUGCAUAAUGUGGCCAUAUUCCAGUUAUGAAAUGUAGGAAAAAACUAAUCUGAAACUGUGGUGAUUUAUUAAUUAUAUAAAUUUUAUAAAUCAAGAAUAACUGGCAUCUUAUUUAGUUUCUGCCUCCCAUUCCUUCACUCAGAUAGUGUCAGUUUGAGAAAGCUGUCUACAAAAUAAGCGUCUUUAAUUCUCCAAUAAUGAUUUAAUAGAUCCUUUAGGUUCUGUGAAAAAGGUCUGUAUUUUGUAGGUAAGAUAAAGUCAGUGAAAAACCAUCCAAGUUACUACUAGCUGAGCUAGAAUAAUAAAAUUUAGUAUGCAGUACAUACUACCUGCCAUCAGGGUAUGAGGCACUUUGAGCUCAUUUUCCUAAAUUUUCUGGGACCCACCCUUGUGGGGUGCCGCAAGCUGGCUGACCACACGGACUUGUUUCUUUCCUUCUGCCUGCUCUCCAACCCUUUUCCCCAAGCCUGGUGAGUGGGUGGGUAUUCAGACUAGAGGUGCCAACUCCCAUGUACAGCACCAAGCCGCGGAGUGGCUGCUAGCCCUUUACUUGCUCCACGGGCAUUGUGUGAGCACCCCCCAGGCUGUGCGCCUCUGAUCACGGAGUCUGCUGUGGUUGCUCAUCAAGUCGUCCCAGGCUUACAAUGGGCUCUUCAGAUCUCUGCCCCCUCUGGUCAUAAUAUUGAGUUUGUAAUGUCCCGAGUUUGUCAAUUGUGUACUUUGCAAGCGAAUGGGAUCGCUGGACUUGAUCUGCCCCUCAUCUGUGGUCCCAGCUGAUGGCGCUGUGUGGAAGGUAGCAUGCAGCCAACACUGAAAGGGAUCCCAGUGAUAAUGGCCUAAGGAAAUCAAGAAAAGUCACAGAAGAUGUGUAUAGUAAGUUAAGGUGAAGAGAAAACAAAUGAUCACUCACAUUUUCCUUCGUACUUUGGGUAAGACUUGCAUCUGUGGAUAUCAUCAAGAGAGCACUGUCUUUGAGAAAAUCCUUGGAUCAACAUGAUGAUGGAACAUAAUGAGUAAAGAUGGGACCAACCAUAAACGGUAUUGUUAGGAAUGUUAGGUAGAAAGACUGACAUGAGUAGCCGGGGGGAAGGGAAGAUAAGGCUCAAGGAAAAACUGCCCGGACUGCCCAGAGAGGGGGAUCCCAGUGAGGACAACAAAGGCUUUGCAGGGAGAGAACUUCUUGCUUAUUGGGACCAGGACAAAUUGGUCCCAACCUGAUCCCAACAUGGGCAUAACUGAACAAAACUAAAAACUGCCUGAAACACACCUCAUCAUAAUCUCAUUAAAAUAAAAUUGGGGUUUUGCUUUCUUCCCUUUGGGCUUUUCUGUGUACAUUCUGGGAAAAGUUCUGUUCACCAAGAGGAAUGGGUGUAUAACUAGAGCUGUCAAUCAAAAGACCUCACCCUGUUAAUCAAAGAAAUGCCUCCCAGCUAGGUCAGGAUAAACAGACCCUCCCCUAAAAGUCUGGUGCCUUGGUCUACUUUGACUCUGGUCCACUCCUCCUUUGGAGUGUAUUCAAAUAAAACUUUUACUC
Molecule: messenger RNA, 8566 nt
Organism: Manis pentadactyla (Chinese pangolin)
Lineage: Eukaryota; Metazoa; Chordata; Mammalia; Pholidota; Manidae
Gene: CALHM4
Product: calcium homeostasis modulator family member 4
Exons: 2
Coding region: 481-1425 (314 amino acids)
Molecular function (GO): monoatomic cation channel activity
Source: RefSeq, a predicted model, not a curated record